Rubroshorea leprosula is the source of this 963-nucleotide messenger RNA. The record is from the annotation of a GenBank genome assembly. Lineage: Eukaryota; Viridiplantae; Streptophyta; Magnoliopsida; Malvales; Dipterocarpaceae.
CACUCCACCCUUAUUCUCCUUUAUUUAUAUUCAAACCCAUCAAUUCACUUCACGCAGGCGCUAGCUAACACACACAAAAACACCACCCUACGCUCAUGUGAUCAUGUCUACUACCAACAACGGACAGGAACCCUCACAAGCUCAAUCAUCAUCAGGACCCCAAUCUCAUUCUGAUCAGUUAAAGCACGGCUCAAAGAAACGUACUCGUCAUAGCGAGACGGCGCCCUUCUACGGGGUGCGCAAGCGCAAGUGGGGGCGUUAUGUGUCCGAGAUAAGGUUGCCGGGACAAAAGACUCGGAUAUGGCUCGGUUCCUUCGUGUCUCCAGAGAUGGCAGCACGGGCCCACGACUCCGCCGCAUUCUUCUUGAAGGGAAACUCCGCUUGUCUUAACUUCCCGGACUCUGCUGGAUUGCUGCCCCGUCCUCAGUCGUGUUCUAGGAGAGAUAUACAGAUGGCGGCGGCUAAAGCGGCUCUUGAACAGCCCCGGGGCCUGGACGGUGGGGUUGGGAUAGAACGAAGCGGGUCAGGUAGUGAUCCGGAAUGUUUAGAGUGGUGGGAUGAUUUGGAGAGCUUGCCAUUUGAGAGCGUGAGGGAACCUCCGCUACUCGGUUCACUGAGGUUCGACGUAGUAGGUGGAGAGUACUGCCUCUCAUAUAUGGACGAAAAUGAAUCAGUGAUGAGCAGUUUCUGUCGUGAGUUGUGAAUAGUUGUUUUGUCUCAAUGCUGGCAUUACAAAAUCAUAUAGUGUGUCUGUCUCUCUCUCUCUCUCCGUUUCUCUUCCUUUUGUGUGUAUCCUUCUGUUCUCCCCCAAGAUAAUGAAUAAGUGCCCAUGUAAAAAUAAGAAUAUCAUUUUGGUCCGGACCAGAAAAAUAAGCAAAGGAAAUUAUCAUAUGAAUCAUAUAUGAUAGUUUAUUCUGCAGUCUGGAUUGAAUGAUAAUUUUUUAAUAUAUAUUUUUAAUUUAA